AUGGUGAUUUUCAUAACUGUUUCAAUUUUGGGCCUGGCGCUGGGAGGCCUGAAAGACGAGACGGUUCACAAAGAGAUCGACGAAAAAGGCGGAGAAAUGGAACUCAAAAACGGCGCCAAGGUCAUCGUCGAGAAAAAAGACGUAAUCGACAGGAAAUCGUUUUCUUUCGCGGUUUUGCCAUCUGGCUCGGUUUUCAAUGGGAAAUUGGAACACGCCGCGGGCGAAGAUUAUUUGGCCCAGAGCUUUACUUUCAACAACGGUCUCAUAAGAAGAGCGAUGACUUCCCCAGUCGUUCUCCAAAAAAGCACGCGCAACAAAAACUUCGAUCCUCUGGGAACAGCGACUUCCGGAAACAGCAGCAAAGUGUGGGACUAUCACAACGAAACCGAAGCCGUGGGGGAGUACAUGACCGACUAUUAUCUUCUCAAGCCGCAGAGAAACUUCAAUCGGCCGAUUACUGUACUUUUGCCGAUCAAGCACGAGUUGAAGAGAAACUUUACUUAUCACGUGUUCGUCGUCAGCCAAGAAUUCUCGCACCACGCGCCAGAACUGUCGACAGAACACGUGGAGCACUUUUUCGUAGAAGGCUGGGGCUUCAUCAACUCGAGAGAAGGCUCGAUCGAGCUUUCCGGCGGCUUUUUAAAGUUCGAAACGGCGAUGGGCGGCUUGUUCGUCGCCGCCCAGUUCCGCGCAGAAAACGAUCCAUAUGCGCUGGUCGGCGUCGCCAAGCCAUCUGCUGGACGGCGCUUUGGCCUUGCUCUCGUCAUCAUCUGUUUGAUCGUCUUGAGUGCAGUACUCGUCUACCGCUUCGGCUUCAGGAACAACGUCAAAUUCACGGCGCCGCCGGCGCUCGCGCAAACUUUCAAUUAUCUGUCCUGGCGAAAACUGACGACAAGCAAUGCAGUAGUGUAA
Messenger RNA from Oikopleura dioica, 912 nucleotides. NCBI's taxonomy places the organism in Eukaryota, Metazoa, Chordata, Appendicularia, Copelata, Oikopleuridae. The record is from the annotation of a GenBank genome assembly.